UAAGAGGGAGGGUUCGAACCUGCAACCUCUUCGACGGCAACUUCACCCCCAACCACUGGAGCACGAGUCUCUCUUGAUCUGAUGUUCAACAAAUUAAACAAAACCAACUGCUCGACCUAAGCCUCAUUUCUCAGUUUCUUAUUUUCUCUCCCGGUUUCGACAUAUCAGCGCCUCCCUCCCCAAAAUCAUCGAUUCCCAGUUUCCGUCCUCAUGCAGAAGCUUAUAGCUGAAAUCCCCAGCCUUAUUUCUCUAAAAUUUCAACAGAUUCACCCAAAAAUCUAAAAACCCCAAACCAUCCAAACCCUAAUUCUGGAAAAUUGUUGUUUCCUUCACCGAAUGCAAGAACUGAAGAAGGUCGUGUUUCUUUGGUUGAAAUGUCUGAUUCCGGGUACUCUAGCAAAGUAAAAGAUAACGAUUUAGUUGUCAAUCCUUCAGGUACAUCCAGCUUUAGUCUAACAUUGCUAACAGGGCUUGUAUUUGCGAGUCGUUUGAGGACUGGCAAUUCUAAAGGCAGGGAUGUUAAUGAACUGGACCUUAUUGCUUACGAAGUAAAAAUAAAUCAAGGAGUCCUAGUGUGAUCAGUUGGAGCAUACGUUUAGGAGCAUACAUUUAGGAGAUGACAUCUUCUUCUAGUGGCUUGAGUACCCCCUCAAUAUGCAGUAACCUUAAUCACACCUCUACUUCACCUACAGUUCAGCCUUGGAUCCACAUUCCACAUAUAUACUGGUGGUUAAACUGAGUAUUACCAGCAAUGUUCGGCCCUAGAAACUUCUAGCCAGUGCACAAAUUGUGGUUUUUGAAAAUACUUGGAGACUCCACUAAAAGGUGCUUCUCUGACCUAUUUCUAUGUCUUCACACUCAAAUUUCAUUCUAGCUGUGCCUGUAUCCUAUGAACCUUAAAUGGCUUUGAACCUGAUUCGGAUUGCUUCCCAUGAAGCUGAAAACCCCGUGGGCUGCUCUCUGAAGGAGGCCUUUGAGCUCCUUGAACCAAAACUUAGACCCCCAUUGGCAAUAACAAUCCCAACCCCACAGGAAUACUUGCUGCUCAACAAGGCUAUUUUGUAUGGGGUUCUAUGCGAAACCCAUUUUGCCAAAACACAUAUUAAGCAUUUACAUGCCAUUGUCAUCGAUGGGUAUGGCUUGUUUGCUAGUUUGAUUGCUACGGUUGUGAAUGAAUUGUACACGAAACUUGUUGACCCAGUGAAAUGCCAGUUGAUUUGGGUUACUAAGGAGAUGAUUGAUGUUCAGGCUGUAGGCAUCCAUGGUUUGUUGGUUUGUUUUCUGAGGCAAAUUGUUGGUGGGGAUUUUAGUGAUGGAAAUUUGUGGUUGUGUUUUGAGAUCGUGAGCAUUUUUUUGACCAAAUGGGAUUCUCUCUUGGAAGUAGAACCAAUGAUUUUGACCAGUGGAUUGUAUACAUAUCUUCCGCUACUAGCUGAUCACUAUAGAUUGCUAAGUAAUCCAAAGUUGGAAGCGUUAAAGCAAUUGGAAAUUGAUUUCUGCAUUAAAGUGUUAAGGGAGCAGUUUUCUGUCUGUUUAAAGAUUGGGAGGGAUCUUGUUCGGCUCCUACAAGAUGUGGUUCAUAUACCAAACUUUAGAGCUACGUGGAAAGAUCUGGUAUUGAAUCAAGACAAGUUUAAGACUCCUGGUUUUUCUGUUAUUUCACAGCUCUAUAACACAAGGACUUCAAGUCAGUAUAUUUUACUUCGGAUUUCACCAGAAAUGGAGACACAGUUGCGAUUUUUACUUACUUGCGUGAAGUUAGGGAGUCAAAAGCGUUACCAAGCAUGGUUUGCUAAGAAGUUUCUAUGUGCACCAAACAGAGAGACUUUGAUAGUUGACAUUGUCCGUUUUAUAUGUUGUGCACACCACCCACCAAAUGAAAUCAUACAAUCAGAUAUCAUUCCAAGAUGGGCUGUUGUAGGUUGGCUAUUGAAAUAUUGCACAAAGAAUUAUGUCCAAGCCAAUGUGAAACUAGCUCUACUUUAUGAUUGGCUAUUCUUUGAUGAAAGAGUAGAUAAUAUAAUGAAUAUUGAGCCUGCAAUGCUACUGAUGGUGUACUCUAUACCCAGAUACAUUGAUGUGACUCACACACUUCUUGAGUUUUUGUUCCUUCUUGUGGACAAUUACGAUGUGGAACAUAAAGAUAUAAUUAUUAGAGGUGUGUCUUCAUCUCUUCGUGUACUUGUCAAGAAAGGAGUGAUUUGCUCCCUUGAUGUGUUGACAUCUUGUGAUGCACUUUCUCCUGUCUUGAAAGAGAGGCUUGAUAGGUUUUUGUCAGGUGCGGAAUUGGAAAUUUCUAGAGGCUAGAACAAACUAGAUAUCCCAGCCCCUUUGCUUUGGAGAAUUCCUCUUGUAUGGGAACUCCGACUCCAUCACCAGAACGUGAACAAGAUAGAUUUGCUAUAAAAUCAGCCGAUACUUCUGUUAUGAUAUCAGAUUUGCAAUAGGCUCAUUUUCCAGGUCACUCUGUGGCAACUCCUACACCAUCACCAGAACAGUAGUCUAAAUGUAGCCAAAUCAGCUGAUACUUCUGUUGGGAUAAUAGGUGAUGCAACUUCUUGUAGUCCAUUCACAUGGGAGCGACACUGAUAUUUCUCACUUGUCCAUGAGCAUUUUGUGCAAGAAAGCAAUGUGAUAUUAUGAUGGAACUUGUAAGGUUGUAAAACACUUCUAAUAUUUUAUUAUAAUGGAACCUCACUUUUUUAGAUUUGAGGUAUUCAUAA
Messenger RNA from Rosa chinensis, 2723 nucleotides. Its product is annotated as integrator complex subunit 3. Bases 901 to 2307 code for a protein of 468 amino acids. Lineage: Eukaryota; Viridiplantae; Streptophyta; Magnoliopsida; Rosales; Rosaceae. The record is from RefSeq and is a predicted model, not a curated record. Gene Ontology annotation, cellular component: cytoplasm. The transcript has 8 exons.